AUGGCAUCCAACGAGCCAGAAAAGCCAAAAUCCAUCAAAAAUGGCAUCACAUACACCAGGGACUUUGAAGUGGUCGAAAUGAGCGACCUGUCGGCGAGCAAGUCCCAAAGCCAGUUCGCAGUAGCAACGUCGUAUUCCAUUACAACCAAUUCACGACCCAGGACUUCUCGCAAGAAGUCAAUGGGUCGCCGUUUCGUCGACAGCUUUCGUCGAGUUCCUGGAGGUCUUCCCAUGACGGGUAACCAUGGCUAUCAUGUCAACGAUGAUCUCCCUGACAUGGGACAAGCCGGUGGUCGCUUCUAUGACCUUCGUGCUGCCAAUGUCCGGACGGCCAAUUCUGCACUUGCGCGAGACCUCAAGGGCCGCCAUCUGCAAAUGAUUGCCAUUGGAGGCUCUGUCGGGACGGGUCUUUUCGUGGCAUCGGGUGUGGCUCUCUACCAAAGCGGCCCAGCUUCUUUACUGCUUGGCUACCUUGUUACUGGUGCUAUACAGUUUUGCACCAUGCAAAGUAUGGGUGAAUUGGUAACAGCAUUUCCAGUUGCUGGUUCGUUUUCUGCGUUUUCAAGUCGGUUUCUGGACCCAUCAUGGGGUUUCGCCAUGGGUUGGAAUUAUGCUUUACAAUGGCUUAUCGCUCUUCCUAUUGAGAUGAUUUCCGGGGCUUUGGCCAUCCAAUAUUGGAAUGCAUCUAUUAACCCAUCCAUCUUCGUCACCAUCUUUCUACUCGCAAUCGUCAUCAUAAAUCUGUUGGGGAUCAAAGGAUAUGGCGAAGCGGAAUUUAUUUUCUCCACGGUCAAAGUAACUGCCAUUGUGGGCUUCAUACUCCUCGGGGUAGUUAUUAAUAUCGGAGGACCGCCUACCAGUGGUUACAUUGGCGGACAUUAUUGGACAGAUCCCGGUCCAACAAACAACGGCUUCAAAGGCUUCUGCAGCGUCUUAGCCACAUCUUCGUUUUCGUUUGUCGGUACCGAAAUCAUCGGGCUGGCUGCGGCCGAGACGGCGAACCCAAGAAAAUCCCUCCCAAGCGCCAUCAAACAAGUAUUCUGGAGAAUUGGCAUCUUUUACAUUGUAUCACUGCUGUUGGUGACUCUGUUGGUUCCGUACAACGAGCCCCGUCUUCUUGGAGGCCAAAGCUCUGUUGAUGCGGCCGCCAGUCCGUUCGUCAUUGCCGUCGAGAGCGCCGGAUCAACCAUUUUACCCAGUGUUAUGAAUGCCGUGAUCAUGAUUGCAGUGUUGAGUGUGGGAAACUCUGCCAUAUUCGGAUCUUCGAGAACGCUGGCCUCCUUGGCUGAGCAGUCGCACGCGCCGGCCAUAUUUUCCUAUGUUGAUCGCAAAGGACGACCACUAGUCGCGAUUCUUUUCGCCUCUUCUCUAGGCCUUUUGGCCUACCUAGUCAAUGUCAAGAUCCAUUCAGAGAUCUUCAACUGGCUUCUGGCCAUUUGUGGUUUGUCCAGUCUGUUCACUUGGGGCAGCAUUUGCCUCUGUCAUAUUCGAUUCCGGAGAGCUUGGGCAGCAGCAGGCUACUCGGUAAAUCACCUGCCAUUUGUUUCACAGGCCGGUAUUAUGGGUUCUAUCCUCGGAUUGGUAGGCAAUAUAUUGGUGCUAGCUUCCCAGUUUUGGGUUGCCAUUUCCCCAGUGCCAACCAGUCCCACGGGUGGUCAGCCCGCUAUCACUGCCAGAAACUUCUUCCUAAAGAUGUUGGCCGUCCCAAUCGUCAUUCUGUUCUAUGUUGGACAUAAAUUGUGGUUUAGGACACAGAUUGUCAGCAUAGCAGCUAUGGAUAUCCACACUGGGAGGAGCUUUUCGAGAGUACAGUCCCAUGUUUCGGCAGAGGAGGAGGAGAUGCGCCACGGCAUGGAUCCCGCUACAGUUUCAGCGCACGAUCGGGCGCUCAGCUACAUCUCGGAUCCUCGCUUCAGCCAAGAGUUUAUUCUUCCCAGAACUGCAAACCGCGACCCCAUCACUGUUUGCUAUGCUGACCUGGGAUUCAAACCCGAAUCUCCGGCCGCAAGUCGCAGUACGCCAACUGUGCUCUUCAUCCCCGGCAUGUUUGGGUCCAGAUAUAUCGGGGGUCUUCUAGAUCCAGUUGCUCGUAAAUUUGGACGCAGUUGGGCUAGGAAUGCUAACGUCUCUCUGCCUCGUGUGCAUAGGCCUGGGAUGGGCCUCUCCACCCGCGUGCCACUUUCGCAGCGGCUUUCAACGUGGAUUGAGAUCGUCCCUCUUCUAAUGGCACAUUUAGAUAUCGAGCAUAUCGCCUUAAUCUCGCAUUCAUUUGGGGUAAUGUAUCUGCUUAACACCUUGCAUCAUUACCGGGAUAUGCUGCAUCCCGAGCGGCCUUUUGUUGCAUUUAUGGCGCCGUGGGUUGAUCCAGCGCACUCCAAACUUACACUAUGGCAGAUGGCUCACUAUAUUCCGACACAAGCCAUUGGUCUAAUGAACCUCAUUACACCUGCAUUCGCCACAAGUGGAACUGUUUUUACCAAGGCCGCCAGUUUCCUCUCUUCUUCUAUUGGCGGUGGUGACGGGCGAGAGCUUUCCUUCCAAGAGAUCAACAGGAAAAAGCUGGCGACCGACUAUGACUUGCCAAGAGAUGUACAACUAGAAUUGGGACCGAUGCGUAUGAAGAAAAUCUUUGAGGGAGACACCACUGGUGCCAAUGAUGAGGCACUUCAGUGUUUGAGAAAAGGCGACGGACGAUCGUGGGGAGAGUGUGAUGAUUACAAUGUCUUUGUAAAGGCAUUCGUGAGCACUGAGAGGCAAAAACAACAGUUGGACGUGAGUUCUCAGGGCCACAUGAAACUGAAAGUGAGAGCAUAUUUCGCUGAAAGCGAUGUCAUGAUUGGCGCAGGGGGCCAGAAGUAUGUGGAAGAAUGCUGGGGAUGGCAAGAGAACACAUUUGACGAUGUCAUUGACUUCAGCUCGGCUACGGUCCCCGGUACUGACCAUGACAGCGUUAUGGAAUCUAUUGAAGUACUCGAGAAGCUUUUCAUGGAUGUCAAGGGCAGUCUAACAUGA
This is a messenger RNA of Trichoderma aggressivum f. europaeum, 3012 nucleotides long. RefSeq lists its product as uncharacterized. The coding region runs from base 1 to 3012 and encodes 1003 amino acids. Gene Ontology annotation, molecular function: amino acid transmembrane transporter activity. NCBI's taxonomy places the organism in Eukaryota, Fungi, Ascomycota, Sordariomycetes, Hypocreales, Hypocreaceae. The record is from RefSeq and is a predicted model, not a curated record. Gene Ontology annotation, biological process: amino acid transmembrane transport. The transcript is spliced from 7 exons. Gene Ontology annotation, cellular component: membrane.